AUGUCGGCCCCCGCGAACCCAUCGACGGUCGUUCGCAGCCACUCAACCUCUUCGCGCCCAUCCAGGGCGGCCCAAUCCGAGCUGCCUCAUCGCACGCGAAGUGUGGCGGUCCGAUCGUCCAACGACUCCCAGCCCCCUCACCAAGCACACUAUUCACACUCCAAGACCCCCUCGCACGACCGUCGUCCGCCCUCCAACACCGCACAGCUGGAAAGCAUUGCCCGUCGGGACUUUGAAACCUCCAAUGUCGCCAGAAUGCCCUCUCGCCGCGAUCACUCCUCCGAGCGCUCGCAAGAGCGUCCCUCGACGGCCACCCGGACCGAACCCACCCGACGACACUCCAGAAACCACUCUACGCAUGCUCACAAGCGGGAGAGCAUGGACACGGCGAGGACCGCGGCGCCCGACCGCUCUGUUGAAUCUUCGUCGCAUGCGACCGCGCCGCAGAGCACCUCGACCUCGUCCGGCGCACAACCCAGACGCCGAACUACGAUCACCACACCCACGGGCCAAUGGGCGCUCGGGAAGACCAUCGGUGCGGGGAGCAUGGGCAAGGUCAAGCUAGCCAAGAAUAUGGAAACCGGAGAACAGGUUGCCGUCAAGAUCGUCCCCAGACUCUCGACCGAAGAGCAUCGAAACAGCCGCGACACCGAACGCGCGGACCGUUCGAAGGAAAUUCGUACUGCGCGUGAGGCGGCCAUUGUCAGUCUCGUGAGCCACCCGUACAUCUGCGGCAUGCGCGAUGUGGUGCGCACGACAUACCAUUGGUACAUGUUGUUCGAGUAUGUCAAUGGGGGUCAGAUGCUGGACUACAUCAUCUCCCACGGCAAGUUGAAGGAGAAGCAGGCUCGCAAGUUCGCCCGUCAGAUCGCGAGUGCGCUCGAUUAUUGCCACCGCAACAGCAUUGUCCACCGAGACCUGAAGAUCGAGAAUAUUUUAAUCAGUAAGACUGGUGAUAUCAAGAUCAUCGAUUUCGGCCUCAGCAAUCUCUUCUCACCGAGAAGUCUCUUGAAGACCUUCUGCGGCAGUCUUUACUUCGCCGCUCCUGAGUUGCUUCAAGCCAGACAGUACACCGGACCCGAGGUCGAUGUGUGGAGUUUCGGAAUUGUUCUUUACGUUCUGGUUUGUGGCAAGGUUCCUUUCGAUGACCAGAGUAUGCCUCAGUUGCAUGCAAAAAUCAAGAAGGGUGUUGUAGAAUACCCUCCUGGCCUCACCACUGAGUGUCGCCACAUCAUUUCUCGCAUGCUGGUCACAGACCCCAAGCAGCGUGCACCCCUUAGCGAAAUCAUGAAUCAUCCCUGGAUGAACAAGGGGUUUAAUGCGCCCCCUGAGAACCAUCUUGCCCACCGGGAGCCUUUGCAGCUCCCGUUGGAUCAGGAUGUCAUCGGGAAGAUGACUGGGUUUGAUUUCGGUCCUCCAGACUACAUCCAGGACCAACUGAUCAAGGUGAUUGAGUCGGAGGAAUACCAGCAUGCAGUACGGCUUAACUACCGCGAGCAGCCUGUGCUCAACCAGGCCGAAAAGAAGCGCGGCGUUUUCGACUUCUACAAGCGACGCAACUCUGCCGCGAGCCGUGACACUCUUUCCGCACCUUCAGCUGAGGCCGUGCAGCUGGGCAAUGACCCUCUCAAUGCCUAUAGUCCCCUCGUAUCAGUCUACCAUCUGGUGAAGGAGAAGAUUGACCGAGAGCGAACCGAGUCUCGCCCUGGUGCUCUGGGUCUCGGCAAACCCGCCGGCGAAGAACUGUUGCCUGCAGUCGCAGCCCCCGCGGCUGCUCACACCAACCAGUACCAGCUCCCGGGAGAGAAGGACACUGGCCGCCGGUCUCGACCCCGAGCCCGAACCCAUGGCGAGGAGGAAGUGACCGAGGGCAUGAAGAACCUCCACUCACAUUCCCCCUCUGCCCAUGCAGUGCCAAAUGUGGUGCAGCCUGGUACUCCCAAGAAGUCGAGCGCUGCUGCUGGUAUUUUACGGCGCUUCAGCACUCGCAGGGCCAAGGAUCGCACCCGCGAUAUCGAACGGGAGCGUAUCAGCACUCCCAACACACCUACUCUGAAUGUCCAACCCCCUGCCGACUCUGCAUCUCCAAUGCACCGUGGAUUCAGCGUGCGCCGAACGCGACGUCCCGAGAUGGCAGGUCCUCUCCCUCCCGAUGUUGGCCAGCCCCAGCAGGACCUGCUCGCUGCUCCCGGUUCGCAGCAAUCCUCGCAGUCCAAAUUCCUGGGCCGCUCUACCAGCGUAAACUCUGCCGACUACCGACCUCGCAGGGCCCGGAGAAGCGAUGCUGAUGCGCUGGACGCUGGUCAGCCUCCUUCGACGAGUGGAUCCGACCAAUUCGGACCUAAUAGCCAGAGCGACCAGGCUGGUUUGAAAACUGGCCCUCGCACCCACACCGCACGCACGAUGUCUCUUGGUCACGCCCGCCGAGAGAGCAUCCAAGCCCGCCGGGCUCGACGCGAGGCUGCCCGAGAGGCCAACGUGCCGGAGGAGACCGAUGCAGAUAUCUCUGGCGCAGGCACCGCACUCGAAAGUGCCAAUGAAGGCGAGGAUCUGUCCAAGCCUGUCUACCUCAAGGGUCUCUUCAGUGUGUCGACCACCAGCAGCAAGCCUCUGCCCGUCAUCCGGGCCGAUAUUAUUCGCGUUCUCAAGCAACUCGCAGUCGAAUACGUUGAAAUCAAGGGCGGCUUCAGCUGCCGCCACGCCCCGAGCAUCGACCUCGACAAAGUGGUCGAUGUUGGCCCGCCUAGCCCUGACCGACAGGGCCAAGUCUCCCACCGACGCCGGAUCAGCUUCGGUGGUCUCCUCGGUCACGAUGAUAGCCGCGACGACAGCCGCACCGGCCAUGCGAAGCUUUCACGUCGUACCCAAGGCCAGCCCGAUCGCAGCUUCACGACCAACUCGGAUGCGUCCGACGAGUACGUUGCUCACGAUCAACCCUCCGGUGGCGCCGCUGUUGGCGAGCGCGUUGUUGGCGAAACCACAACCCGAGUCCAGAGCGACACGGGAGAGAACCUCGUCUUGCGCUUUGAGAUUCUCAUUGUCAAGGUGCCUCUGUUCUCCCUGCACGGUAUUCAGUUCAAAAAGGUCUCCGGUGGCAUGUGGCAGUACCGAGAGAUGGCCAAGAAGAUACUUGAUGCCUUGCGCCUGUGA
This is a messenger RNA of Penicillium argentinense, 3150 nucleotides long. It is a transcript of the gene kin1, whose product is annotated as putative serine/threonine protein kinase Kin1. NCBI's taxonomy places the organism in Eukaryota, Fungi, Ascomycota, Eurotiomycetes, Eurotiales, Aspergillaceae. The transcript is spliced from 3 exons. Bases 1 to 3150 code for a protein of 1049 amino acids. Gene Ontology annotation, molecular function: tau-protein kinase activity; ATP binding; protein serine/threonine kinase activity. Gene Ontology annotation, cellular component: cytoplasm. The record is from RefSeq and is a predicted model, not a curated record. Gene Ontology annotation, biological process: microtubule cytoskeleton organization; intracellular signal transduction; protein phosphorylation.